AUGAAACUUGCCUAUUUUUUCAGCGCUCUUACCUUUGCCCAGGAAGUUUUCGAAGAAACAACCACCUCUGUUGAAGGAAUUGAUGAGCGAGGACGAAAGAAAAACAACAAGAACAAUAAAAACAACUAUCCUUCCUACACUACCACCGCUGCUCCCUACGUGGACCCCUACGCCAACCAAGACCCUAACUACGCUGGAGACAACUAUCAAGCGCCAGCAAACAACGACAACGCCGGCGGAAACUACGACAACUCCUACCAGGAUCCAGUCACUCAAGUUCCAACAUGGGUCAAUCCAAACGAGCAGCCUCAAGUUGCUCCCUGGGUCAACCCCAACGAAGCUCCCCAGGUCGCCCCUUGGGUCAACUCUAACGAAGCUCCUCAAGUUCCACCAUACGUUAACCAGAACGACUACCAAGUGCCAUCUUGGGUUAAUCCCAACGAAGCUGCCCAAGUCGCUCCUUGGGUCAACCCAAAUGAAGCACCACAGGUUCCUCCCUACGUUAACCAGAACGACUACCAGGUUCCCUCCUGGGUAAACCCCAACGAAGCCCCACAAGUCGCUCCAUGGGUCAACCCGAACGAGGCUCCUCAAGUUGCUCCUUGGGUCAACCCGAAUGAGCAGCCACAAGUUCCACCAUACGUCGCGCCCAACAACAACUACAACAGCAAUUACAAUAACAACAAUAGCAACAACUAUGGAAACAACUACAGAAGACGAAGAUAA
Oikopleura dioica is the source of this 726-nucleotide messenger RNA. The record is from the annotation of a GenBank genome assembly. Lineage: Eukaryota; Metazoa; Chordata; Appendicularia; Copelata; Oikopleuridae.